GAUCCCUGUUAGUCGGAGCACUCGCUCAAUUGUGUUCAGUUCGUCCAUUGAGACAGAGACCCUUCGGUUCACCUGCUUUUUUUUGUUUGGGUUUUGUGAUCGAAAUCGAAGUGAUUCCUCCAAUAUGAGUGGCCCGGGUCCAAGUGGGGGUGCCUCAUCAAAUAUGAUGUCCAGCCUGGCCGCUGUCGUCAAGGAGGCCAAGGAUGAGGAGAUCCAGAUGCCCAAGUCGGACGACUUCUUUGAGUCGAAGACCUUCCGCCUCCUCACCCUGAUGCUCUACAUGGGCGGGGUAAGCGGCAUGGGUCUCACCCUGGCCGUCUACUAUCUGUUUAUUUGGGACUCGCGGAUGCCGCCACUGCCCGUCUUCAAGCACACCCAUCCCAUCGGCUAGGAUCCUAACCACGGCGGAUAGGAGUCCUCCUUCCAUCCCAAUCACUCACUCACUAACUCACUCACUCACCCCGUGCCAGUGACCAGAUUUGGAUAAAAUUGUGAUACCCGAGAAAAUAGCCAUCCGCCUCCUUAACUCAUCGGAAGUGACCGCGGAGCAGUUCUACAAGC
This is a messenger RNA of Drosophila bipectinata, 561 nucleotides long. RefSeq lists its product as uncharacterized. The record is from RefSeq and is a predicted model, not a curated record. Lineage: Eukaryota; Metazoa; Arthropoda; Insecta; Diptera; Drosophilidae.